Messenger RNA from Funneliformis geosporum, 825 nucleotides. The record is from the annotation of a GenBank genome assembly. Lineage: Eukaryota; Fungi; Glomeromycota; Glomeromycetes; Glomerales; Glomeraceae.
AUGCCUACGAUAAUAGAGAGUAUACAUGCUAAAUUUUAUCAAAAUGGAUGGGAAAUUGAAAAGGAUCUGAAAAAAGCAUUCUAUUGGUAUCAAAAAUCUAUAAUAAAUGCAAAAUGUUAUCAAAAUGGAUGGGGAAUUAAAAUAGAUUUAGAAAAUGCAUUUCAUUGGUAUCAAGAAUCAUCAAUUCAAAAUAAUAGUAAUUCAUUAUAUAAUUUAGCUAAAUGUUAUCAAAAUGGAUUAGGAAUUAAAAUAGAUAAUAUUAAAUCUUUUGAAAUUUAUGAAAAAUUAGCAAAGCAAGGAUAUUGUGAUGCACAAAAUAAGUUGGGAUUUUUUUAUGAGAAUGGUGAAAUUACAAAAGAAUUUUUCCUUGUAAUGGAAUAUGCGAAAUGUGGUAAUCUACAAAAUUAUCUUAAACGUAAUUUUGACAAUUUAACUUGGAAUGAUAAGACAAGGUUGUCAUUUCAAAUCGCAGAUGGAUUGAAUUAUUUACAUAAUGAGGAUAUUUUACAUAGGGAUCUUCAUUCAAAAAAUAUAGUUAUUCAUGAGAAUAAUGCCAAAAUUACGGAUUUUGGUAUUUCAAAAAUUGAAAAUAAUUCAACGAUGCACAUUGGACUUUUUAGUAGAAUUGCUUAUAUGGAACCGCAGAUGCUUAUAAGUCAAAAUUUUAAAUACAUCAAACCUUCAGAUAUUUAUAGUUAUGGUGUAUUAAUGUGGGAAAUUUCUAGUGGGCACCCUCCAUUUAUAGAUUAUAAUGAUAAUUUGUUAAUUGCCAUUAUUAAUCAAACUCGUGAGAAAACUAUACCAAAAACUCCCGAAAAGUGUUAA